Conger conger (European conger) is the source of this 5214-nucleotide messenger RNA. Its product is annotated as myosin light chain kinase 3-like. Gene Ontology annotation, molecular function: protein serine/threonine kinase activity; ATP binding. Gene Ontology annotation, cellular component: cytoplasm; nucleus. Gene Ontology annotation, biological process: protein phosphorylation; intracellular signal transduction; positive regulation of apoptotic process. Lineage: Eukaryota; Metazoa; Chordata; Actinopteri; Anguilliformes; Congridae. The transcript is spliced from 14 exons. The record is from RefSeq and is a predicted model, not a curated record. The coding region runs from base 505 to 3189 and encodes 894 amino acids.
AAAUGUCAAACCAGUCGGCUGAAGCCAAAGUCCCCAUGGGCCCCAAAGUCAGAGCCCCAGCCAGUCCCUGUGAUGACGUACGGCGGCGUUCUUCAUUUAGGGUGGGCUGCUCAUUCUAUUCUUAAUACCCCCCCAGCUCUACUGAGGCUCAGCCACUUUGAAUGGAGAAGGACAGGGGCAACCUCAACAUUGUCUGAUUACCCCAUUGUCAGCCUGUGAGCUUGACUUAUUAUGCACGGCUGGAUUUUGUGUGGGUAUUGUGUUUGUGGUUGAUUUUUUCCCACUUUAAGUUGCUCGAUCUUCCUUGAGGAUUUGUUUUCCAUCAGUGCUGCACUAUAAUUGUGGGGUUUGCCGUUAAGGAGAAGACCUAAACGAGCAGAUCUGGCUGGUUUUGUCAAAGUAGGGAUUCAGUGGGGGUUUUUUUGUGGACACUGGCCCCGAGCAGUCAGUCAUAGGUUGUUCCAGGAGAGCUGAUCCUAACAGUCUUCACACGUGGUUGAAGUGAUGAGCUCUAAACUGGUGGGCUCCCUGGCCAAGGUCUACGACCCCAAAGCUUCUCUCAACAAGGGGAAACCGGGAAUGAUGGCAGGAGAUGCCGAUGAUCAACAUGCCCACGGCUUCAACAUCAUCCACGUGAAGAUGGAGUCCCUGAGCGAGAAGAUGGACAAGCUUAUUCACCUACAGGGGAAGGUCCUCAACCGGCUGGAUGGCAUGUCGGAGGAGAUCGAAGACAUCGAGCAGGACAUGGAGACGUUGAUGGUGGACAAGGAAGAGGUUCAUGUGCUGCCGGCACUCCCCAGGCUACUGGAGCCAGCAGGCACCAACCAGGUGAAGGAGAUGUGCAAGGAGAUGACCACCAUCAUGUCAGCAGUGAACAAGAGGUCAGAACAGCAGGAGAAGAAGCUGGAAGGGAUGGAGAAGCUGGUGCUCAGCAUCCAGGAGGUGAUCAGCUUCAUUGGGGAAACGGUGAAGGGCUCUCAGCUCAUGGAGCUCCUUUUCAAACGAGGCUCCACUUCACCCGGAGAGGGAGUAGCCUCACCCCCACCCAAAGAGAACACUAAUGAUAAGGGCAAACAGACUAUCAAGAGGCAAGCUUCUACAGACAAGGGCGAGUCGGUGCUCAGCGAGAAAUUAGACAAGCUGAAAGACCAGAAAGGGAGAGAGGGGAAGGAGAAGCCUGGGUUGAGUCUGAAAUUGCAGAAGAAGCCUCCAGACUUGUCAGACACCAGCUCUCUGAAGAAGCACCCGCUGCAACAGAAAGACAUUCAGAAACUCAACCAACAGAAUGCAGAGAGGUCAAGUUGUAUGCAGACCACGGGGUCCCAGGACCUGGAGACAGAGGGAGAGGUCCCUCAGGUCACCCUAGAGAGUCAGGGAGGCCUGGACCGUCUGAAUGCCAUCCUGGACAACCCAAAAGCACCUGCAGCCAAGCAGCGAGAGGAUUCAAAGGUAGAAGGGUCAAGAGUAAAGGUGGAGGUAUUAUCCAAGUUUGAGACAAAAAAGGAGGAAUCACCAAAAAUGGGGAAAGGGAAAGAAGCAAAAGAGAAGGUAAAAGAAGCAGCUGUGACCCCUGCUGAUAGUGUGCGGCCCUCAAUCUGUAAGACACCUCAGACCCAAAAGCCUCUUCCUGCUGAUGCAUCUGUCAAACCGACUGACAAGCCCAGAAAUGUGGACCCCAUGCUGCAGAGGAAGGAUGAGAGCAAAUCAGUAGCUACCAGGAAGGAUGAGUGCAAAUCAGUAGCUACCAGGAAGGAUGAGAGCAAAUCAGUAGCUACCAGGAAGGAUGAGAGCAAAUCAGUAGCUACCAGGAAGGAUGAGAGCAAAUCAGUAGCUACCAGGAAGGAUGAGAGCAAAUCAGUACCAACCAGGAAGGAUCAAAGCAAAUCUACACCUUCCUCCUUGGUUGAGGCGAAGCCAGACCACAGCAGCAAGGUGGCCAGCAGCAGCCAGACGCAGGUGCCCGAGAAGGUUCCAGAGCCACAGGAGUGCAAUGAGAGCAGGUAUCCAGAGGAGGUGAAGAAGGAGGGAGUGGAUGAGGGAGGGAAGGAGGCAAUGGAAGAAGGAGAAAUGGGAAGACAGACAGCAGGAGGGGAGACAGCGGUGGCUGAACCCCAGGAGGGGGCAGAAGACGCUGGAGAUAGUGAGCAGAGGGCAGCGAAUUUGGAGGAGUUUAAGAGACUGUGGCUGCAGAAAAAAGAAGAGCUGGAAGGAUUACAAGGUCGUCAAGAAGAGGCAGAAACAAAGUUUAUGAUUGAUGUCUCCCAUCCCCCAAUCGCCCCCUUCAGCCACCGCAUUGUGGCGACCAAACCCAACCAGAUCAACAACUUCUACACCAUCAACAAAGAGGAGAUGCUGGGAGGAGGCCGAUUUGGCCAGGUUCACAAAUGCGUUGAAAAUUCAUCCGGCCUCACCCUGGCUGCUAAAAUCAUCAAGGCUCGGAGUCCAAAAGAGAAGGACACGGUGAAAAACGAGAUCCAGGUGAUGAACCAGUUGGACCACGCCACCCUGAUUCAGCUCUAUGCAGCCUAUGAGUCCAUCUAUGAUGUCAUCCUCGUCUUGGAGUAUGUGGAUGGAGGCGAGCUGUUUGACAGGAUCAUUGAUGAGAACUACAAGCUUACCGAGCUGGAUACAGUCCACUUCAUUAGGCAGAUCUGUGAAGGUGUCCAACACAUGCACAAGAUGUCCAUCGUACACCUGGACCUGAAGCCGGAGAACAUUAUGUGUGUGAGCAGAGUCACAAACAAGAUCAAGAUCAUUGACUUUGGCCUUGCCAGGAUGUAUAAACCCAGAGAGAAGCUGAAAGUGAGUUUUGGCACCCCAGAGUUCCUGGCUCCUGAGGUGGUCAACUAUGAAUUUGUCUCAUUCCGUACAGAUAUGUGGAGCCUUGGAGUUAUUAUGUACAUGCUGCUCAGCAGUCUCUCGCCGUUCCUCGGUGAUGAUGACAAUGAAACGUUGAACAACAUUCUGUCCUGCCAGUGGACUUUUGAGGAGGAUGAGUUCACAGAAAUCUCAGAGGAAGCCAAAGAUUUCAUCUCCAAACUCCUGGUCCUGAAUAAGAGUUGGAGAAUGAAUUCAAGUGAAGCUCUAGAACAUGACUGGUUGUCAAACCCUGGUCUCCACUACCGUCUACAUAGGAAGAAGAACAAGUGUCGCUCUCGGCGAGCGUCCUGCAUCCCUCUUUCAGAUUGAGAAGCUACGGCCACAAAUUUGGCGGCUCUGUCGACAGGCACCCUCAUACCGAGCACUGUGGCGAUAAGAGCCACAACCACCUGGACCAACACUGCUGUACCUGUAUGCUUUCUGGACAUGACGCUCACCCUUUAAUAUGUAUAUUAGCACAGUGCCCUGAGCAUCUGCAAGCUUACAACCAUUUAGGCUAUAUUUUAGGCACUUAGCCGACGCUGUAAUCCAGAGGGACUUACACUGCUCAUAUUCUUUUUACAUGUAUUUAAUUUAUACAGCUGGAUAUUUACUGAAGUAGCUCAGCUUACCUCACUCAAUGUUCCACUGGCAGUGCCCGACCUGGAAAUCAAACUGGUAGCUUUGGAGGUACACACCUACUUUUAUCCUAACCAGUACGCCACACUGCCGCCAACCUGUACCAAGUGAUUGAAUGCUAGGGCUUCUAUAGAACGGUUCACCCACCCACCUCACCAACUUCACCAUAUAAACAGCCAAUAUCAGAUAUUGCAGUGACUGAAAAUUGUUUCAUAUGAGUGCGGAAGCCACAAUUUACACUGAAUAUUUUCAUAGCAUGAGCUAGAAUGUUGGGGUGUUGACAACAGUUUACUAAAACCUUGGUUGUGAAUUGUAGAGACUUUUAGAUUCCCUGAAAUGUGUUUACUGAAGUUUGUACCCAUUAGCUCAUUUAUGUUGUUUAGCAGUUUUGAAUUUCACUGUUUGGAUUUUUUCCUAUAUGCCCAUCAGCUCAAAAAGCACAAUUAUUAAUUUGCUUACAUGCAUAGUUUCAGUUUUAUGUAUGAAUCAGCCUUCUACUGGUGUUAGAUGUGUAUCGUAGACAUACAGUAUGCUAAUGCUUUCAUAGAUACAGUGGGGAGCAAAAAAACAGGGCUCCCCUGGUUAAAAUGUCUGUUACAAUGAAUCUGUACGUGAUUGAAAGCAAACUUGAACUUUUUACUACAUGAGACUUUUCUGCAAAUUUGAAAGCAAAAUCUUUUCUUUUUUUCAUGUUUUACUCUUUGUACAUUAUUUAAAAAAAAGGAAAAGGGCCCUGUGAAAAUGUUUAGGAACCUUUUGGAUUAUUCUUUGUUACUUUUUAAAAAGAUGAUUACUAAGGCCCAGACCCAGGUGAUUUACUCGUUAGAGCUUCGAUGAGUCAGUUGAGUAUAAUUCCAGGGAUGAACUUUUUAUUCUGAAAUAAGUCCAUGCCUUCAAAAGUAUCAAAGGUCAGUCCAGACAUUGAAGUUGAAGAGAGUGUGGGUAUUCCAGUAAGAUAAUGAUCCAAAGCAUACCUCAAAAUCAACCAUAAAGUACCUCCAGGAAAGAUGAAGGUUUUGGAAUGGACACCACUAGAAUAUUAUUGAAAAUCUGUGAUCUCAAACAUGCAGUACAUGCAAGGAGGCUGAAGAAUAUUUCUGAAAUAGAGGUGUUCUGCCAGGAAGAAUUAUGAAAAAUUCCAAAAGUGAGAAUUGACAGUCUUAGAUAAACAUGAAGUGUUUACAAGCUAUUAUAGUUGCCUGGGGAGGAGUUACAAAGCACUAACUGACAGCAUUCCCAAACUUUUGCACAGAGCCUUGUUCCUUUUUUGAUUAUUUUUGAAACUGUGAGAAAAUUCUACUAAAUAGUAAUCUUGCUUUAAAAUUUGAAGAAAUGUGUCAUGUUUAAUAUUGUACCAUUUAGAGGUCAGGUUCGGUUCUGUUCACUUAGAUAUUCAUUAUCUAAAUUAUUUUUUGCCCACGGGUGCCCACAUUUUUGCACACCACUGCAUCUCAGUGUGUUUUAAUGAGACAUUUUGGUAGGAGUCUGGCCAGGCAAAUUUUCUUAAUAAGGUUCUAAGGUCAAAUAAUUCUUCCAAUAAUAUAAUGUUGCUUCCCUCUGCCAUCUUCACCUGAAAUCUGAUUCUUUUCACAUAGCGUUUAAAGACAUUUUCAUUAUUUAUUAUCCUUGUGUUUUGUGCCAAGAAGUAUCACCAUUUUUUAUUUCAAACUCAGCCUCUUGGUGUCAGACAUAAAAGAUUUUUCUUGCUGUGUUUCA